Molecule: messenger RNA, 837 nt
Organism: Lachancea dasiensis
Lineage: Eukaryota; Fungi; Ascomycota; Saccharomycetes; Saccharomycetales; Saccharomycetaceae
Source: the annotation of a GenBank genome assembly
AUGGGACUCCUGAGAAAAUCUACCUUUAUACUAUGCGCUUUGGCUUCAGUGGCACUAGCUGCCGAUCAAGAAUUUAGCGGAGACGAGGGAGAAGUCAAAGACGGCCCAAUGAGAUCAUUUCUACUGUCAAUAUCCAUGAUUGGUGUCUCUGAGAUAGGGGAUAAAACCUUUUUGAUUGCCGCGUUGAUGGCAAUGCGUUACCCAAGAAUGCUUGUAUUCAGCGCCUCCGCCGGUGCGCUAUUUUUAAUGACAAUUUUGUCCGGUAUGGUGGGCAGGACUUUUACGUCGCUGGUUCCCCAGCGCUACACUCAAUUCGUGGCAGGCAUUCUCUUUUUGGUUUUUGGCUACAAGCUAACCCUUGAAGGGCUUGCAAUGUCGAAGGACAUGGGUGUGGAGGACGAACUUGCAGAAGUGGAAGAGGAGCUUGCCGUCAAGGAUUUGAACAAAAACAUGGGACACGUGGAAGGCGGUGGAUCUGCUACUUCCGAUGCGUCUCACUCUGUUUGGAAGGGCCUGAACUCUCUCUACGAUAAGGUAAUGGAGUUAGCCUCCAAAGUUUUCAAUCCCAUUUCACUUCAAAUUUUUGGGAUGGUUUUCCUAGGGGAGUUUGGAGACCGCUCUCAAAUCAGCACUAUCGCUAUGGCCUCCGGUAGUGAUUAUUGGUUUGUAAUACUGGGUGCAAUAGUGGGCCACGCUAUAUGCACAGGUGUUGCUGUAGUAGGUGGCAAAAUGCUGGCUUCAAAAAUCAGCAUGAGAACUGUUACAUUGGGUGGCGCCUUCUCAUUUUUCAUUUUCGCUAUCCUAUAUGUCGGCGAAGCCUUCGUGAACCCUUACUAA